Herpailurus yagouaroundi (jaguarundi) is the source of this 2707-nucleotide messenger RNA. It is a transcript of the gene CFAP100, whose product is annotated as cilia and flagella associated protein 100. Gene Ontology annotation, cellular component: ciliary basal body. The transcript has 14 exons. The coding region runs from base 491 to 2143 and encodes 550 amino acids. NCBI's taxonomy places the organism in Eukaryota, Metazoa, Chordata, Mammalia, Carnivora, Felidae. The record is from RefSeq and is a predicted model, not a curated record.
GGGCCCGGGGAGGGCUCCUCUGGCGCCCCUUGCAAGGCCCCUUUGCAAGGCUGCCCGUGUGUCCUUACUCGUUACUUUGCUUUAUCAUAUACCUAGCUGUCUAGCCAUCCCUGUGUCCUUCCAUGCCUUGUGCACCCCCGCUGUAUGGCCCACUGUUCAUCCCAACCGAGUUGGGGUGUUGGGAAGCGGGGUGCUGCUAACUCGUCCUUCUCCAGGCCUGGGCAGUAGCAGAGUGUUGCUGGAAUGGCUCGGACUUUGGAGGCCAGGAAUCUUGAGCUGGAAUCCCCGCUGUGGCCUUUCUUUGCUGUGUGACUUUGGACGCCUCGCUGAAUCUCCACUUUGCUUCUUCCUUUGCAAAAGGAAAAUUUCAUUCAGCGAAUCGUUAAGACGCUCCAAAGACGCCACGCUAGGCGCUUUGAUGAGCACAUUGGCUCCACGUGAGAAAAGACCCCUGUCCUCUUGGAGGUUGCUUUCAGGGGGGAAAUAGGCAAUGCACAGAUUUUUUUUAAGUGAUAACUCAGCGGUAACUGCAGCGAAGAAAGUAAGGUUGGAAUCGCCUUUAGCCAAGGCCAAGUUUUGCAAUAAGCCUUUGUUCCUCUGUCCAGAUGUCCAAGAUAACAUCACUAUGGUCUCCAAGGACAUAAUUUACAACAAGAACAUCCUGGAGUCCACGGACAAUAGUUCUACUUCAGUCAUUGAAGAAAAAAAGGAAAAACGCAGGAACACAGUGCCCUCGAUUGUUCCUGACCAUGCGGCUAAUCCUUUCCACAUGUCUGGAGACGUGGAUUUCUUCUUGCUCAGAGAUCAGGAGCGGAAUAAGUCUCGCCUAGAGCGGGAGCAGAAGAAGACGCUGCAGAUGCACCAAAAGAUGACCUACGCGUCCAAAGUGUUGGCCAAGCACACCAGCCUGCGUCGCGAGCUGCAGCUGGAGGACGAGAUGCAGGACCAGGAGGUGCCCGCCGAGGCGGAGCGGCUGCGCGCCUUCCACGACGACACGGCGUGGAAGCUCUCCAUGACCAAAGAAAAGAAGAUGGAAUGUGAUAACCUGAACAACUACAUCAACCAGAAGCGCCAGAUGUUCCGCAUCCAGUACGCCCUGGACAUGAAGCAGCAGGAGAUCCAGCGGCUGGAGCUGCUGGUGACCAAGGAGGAGGCAGAGCUGGAGCGGGCAGAAAGGUCCCUGGAGAAUGACGCCGCCCUGUUCGAGGAGUUCCUCCGGGAGAAUAAUCGGAGCUCGGUGCAGGCCCUGAAAGCGGCUGAGAAGGAGACCAAAACAAAGGUGGAGAAGAUCUUGGAAAUCCGGGACCUGACCACCCAGAUCAUGAACAUCAAAAGCGAGAUCUCCAAAUUUGAAGACACUUUGCAGCAUUACAAGGCCUACAAGGACUUCCUGUACAAGCUGUCGCCCAAGGAGUGGUUGGAAGAGAGGAAGGAGAAGCGUUUGGCUCUCAAAAAAGCCAAGGAGGUCACUGAGCCCCCCAUAGAGAACACUUUACACUCCACGAUCCGGGACAAAGAACCAGGGACCAAGGGCAAGACAGGCUCCAGAGAGGGGCAGGGCCCAAAGAAGUUCUGGAAGUUCCUGCAGGUGGCGCAGCUGGGGCAGAUCCCGUCCAACACCCUGAACCUCCAGCAUAGAAGCCAGGCCAGUGUGUAUAGCGGGCUGAACGCCAAAGGGUCAGACUCUACCACCACUAUGACUGAGGACUCAGGCAGCGACGGGGAGGAGCUGGACCUAUACUUCACGGAGCCCCAGCAGCUCCUGGACAUCUUCACGAAGCUAGAGGAGCAGAACCUGUCGCUCAUCCAGAACACGCAGGAGAUGGAGGAGACCCUGGAGGAUCUGAACUGCACCCUGAAAAACACCCAGAUCCGCAUGUGCAUUCUGCUGAUGCCAGGCCCAGCAGGGCUGGGCUGUAUCAGGCCUGUCAGAAGUGAGGAAUCAUCCCUUCAUACCCAAACACUGACCGAGCACCCGUUCUGGGUCAGGUCCAGGUCUAGGCUCUCCAAGGAUAAGGCCAGGCCCUGCCUCAUUGAGCUGACAUUUGACAGAGACAGGCAGACGGGCUCACGGACUGGACGUGGAGAUACUGACAUGUGCAAGAGGAACACAGACAAUGAUAUGAGAGGGAGGCUGAAGUAGGGGUGGUGGCAGAUAGGAGGGGGACAGGGGAGGCUCCCGGGGAAAGUGUCACUUGAACCAGGCUCUUCCUGAGCGAUGGGAAGCUGCAUAGAGAUCUGGUGGUAGAGGGUUCCGGGCAGAGGGAAAGCAGGUGCGAAGAAGUAAGGAAGAAACCCACCCAAGACUCGGAUGCCCCACAGGGAGCCAUGUUCUUGAGUAUCCAUGUUUUGUUGGCCCGUGUUCUGCCGCGGAGAAUCUCUUGCAGGUGCUGUGAAACUACUGGUUCUCGGGCGAGAUUGUGUUUCCCAGAAAGCUGAGGGUAGCAGAGACAGAGGGGGAGAUGAGCUGGGGAGACGCAGGCAGCCUCCCAGUUUCCAGGAACCUGGCGAGAGGACACACACACAUGCAUGCAUAGCAGAAUCCCAGAGAUGCUGUCCCCUCACUGGUCUGUAGCCUGCUCAGCCAUCCCUAAGUACCAACACUUUAUUUCCAGAAGAGUCAUAGCCUGUAGACAUUAACUUCCAUGAAUCCAGCCCCCUCUCUCUGAGAAAUAUAUAUUUUUAAAAUAUAUGCAGCUCACUUUCA